ACCCCAGCGGCAUCUCCAAAGCCGCUUGCUUCCUCCCAUCAAAAACCCUAAACAUUCUCUCUCAUUCUUCCCCAAAUCCCCAAGUCAAGAUCCACACAUCCCUAAUCGGAGAAUCACCCAAGUAAUUUGAGUUGAGUAGUUGAAAUGGGUGAUAACAAUUCUCCACCUGGGUCACCCAAAGAAGCUGAUCAUGAUUCCGAUGCCAACGCUGUUGUUAAGGAUAACAGCGCAUUGGAAACCAUAGUCCGGAAGUUCCAGGAUUCGAUGUCGAUUGGGAAGAGGCACACAUUUUGGGAGACUCAGCCUGUUGGGCAGUUCAAGGAUCUUGGUGAUGUGAGUCUGCCCGAGGGCCCGAUUGAGCCUCCCACGCCGUUGUCUGAGGUCAAGCAGGAGCCUUACAAUCUGCCGAGCCAGUAUGAGUGGACCACGUGCGAUCUGGACUCUGAGGAGACGUGCACUGAGGUCUACAAUCUGUUGAAGAAUAACUAUGUGGAGGAUGAUGAGAAUAUGUUCAGGUUUAAUUAUUCCAAGGAGUUUCUUAGGUGGGCUUUGCACCCGCCCGGGUAUUAUAGGAGCUGGCAUAUUGGGGUUCGUGCAAAGACAAACAAGAAGCUGGUUGCUUUCAUUACUGGUGUCCCUGCUAGGAUCCGGGUCCGUGAUGUGGUUGUGAAAAUGGCUGAGAUUAAUUUCUUGUGUGUGCAUAAGAAGCUCAGGUCGAAGAGACUUGCACCUGUCAUGAUCAAGGAGGUCACAAGGAGGGUUCACUUGGAGAAUAUCUGGCAAGCAGCUUAUACAGCUGGAGUGGUGCUCCCAACUCCAAUAACGACUUGUCAGUACUGGCAUAGGUCUUUGAAUCCAAAGAAGCUUAUUGAUGUUGGGUUUUCAAGGCUAGGUGCAAGGAUGACUAUGAGCCGUACCAUAAAGCUAUACAAGUUACCUGAUACACCAGUUACUCCUGGAUUCAGAAAGAUGGAACUUCAUGAUGUCCCUGCUGUUACUCGAUUGCUUAGGAACUACUUGAGCCAGUUUGUGGUUGCACCAGAUUUUGAUGAAAAUGAUGUCGAGCAUUGGCUUCUCCCAGAGGAGAAUGUGGUGGACAGUUACUUGGUCGAAAGCCCAGAGACUCAUGAGAUCACAGACUUCUGCAGCUUCUACACUCUUCCUUCAUCUAUCCUUGGCAAUCAGAAUUACUCAAUCUUGAAGGCUGCUUACUCAUACUACAAUGUCACGACCAAGACUCCAUUGCUUCAGUUGAUGAAUGAUGCUCUUAUUGUUGCAAAACAGAAGGAUUUUGAUGUUUUCAACGCAUUGGAUGUGAUGCAGAAUGAGCCAUUUUUGAAAGAGCUGAAAUUUGGACCUGGCGAUGGGCAACUUCACUAUUAUCUUUACAAUUACCGGAUGAGGAAUGCAUUGAAACCCGCUGAGCUUGGGCUUGUACUGCUAUAGAUUUUCAGUCUCUGAUUUGCACUGCGAACUGAAAAGUUUGAUUUGGUGUUUUUGUUUCGCUGGCUAGGUACCUGUUGCUUUUCAUUUGUCUUGUUCUUCUUCAUCAACACAACAAAAGAUUUAAGAUUUUGUAAUGCAUUUUAGAGAACCAGUGACUUGUGAUGCUUAUAGCUUAGGCUAUGCCUCUCUGUUGUUAGCAAUGCAAAUGUUCUUCUUUGAAAGUUUUUUCCUUUAAAAGAAAAGUUUUCUUGUGAUGUUUAUUGACCA
Fragaria vesca subsp. vesca is the source of this 1713-nucleotide messenger RNA. RefSeq names its product glycylpeptide N-tetradecanoyltransferase 1-like. The transcript has 2 exons. The record is from RefSeq and is a predicted model, not a curated record. Gene Ontology annotation, cellular component: cytoplasm. Lineage: Eukaryota; Viridiplantae; Streptophyta; Magnoliopsida; Rosales; Rosaceae. Gene Ontology annotation, biological process: N-terminal peptidyl-glycine N-myristoylation. Gene Ontology annotation, molecular function: glycylpeptide N-tetradecanoyltransferase activity. Bases 145 to 1446 code for a protein of 433 amino acids.